This is a messenger RNA of Cuscuta epithymum, 1205 nucleotides long. The record is from the annotation of a GenBank genome assembly. NCBI's taxonomy places the organism in Eukaryota, Viridiplantae, Streptophyta, Magnoliopsida, Solanales, Convolvulaceae.
AUGCAUUCUUGGAUAGUAUAACCUUGCCUUUUCGUUCGUCCAAAAAAGCAUUCUCAAACAUCAGAAAUGUGCUCUUAUGGUUCUUGAUGCGCUCACCAACUCACCACAGAGAUCACAAAUCAGAGCUAAACAACACAUAGUCUCUGCGCCUCUGCGUAAUCUACUUGUGAAUUUCGUUCGUAGGGUUUUGUCAUUAUUUAUCAAAAGCUACCUUAGUCUGUACUUAUUUCCCUGGGAAAUCAAUGGGUGUUGGAAUAUCUGUGCUGAUAGGCCUAAAAGCAGCAACUUUAUUCGCAGUAUUCGUGUUUCUUAGAAAUCUUGGUUUCGAAUGGUUAUCAGCCCCUUUUCUAUAUGCUUCACUCAUAUCUGUAUUGAUUUCAAUAGCCUCUCACCCACUAAUAAAUCUCCCAAUCCUGCUGGGAAAAAGCUCUGAUGGGACUUUACCGCUAUGGUCCCUUGCAAUGUUCAGCCCAUACUUGUUUUUUGUGAGGGCGUUCUCUGCUUUGAGAAGAAAGAAAAGUGGGGAGCCUCCUUAUACUGAGGUAUGUGACGGUUUGUAUGUUGGAGGGUGGCCUUCUUCUCCUGAUAAAUUGCCACCAGGUAAACCUGCUAUUGUUGAUUGCACCUGUGAGUUACCAAGGAAGUUGGAGCUGUCUGGAAAUCAUCCAUACUUCUGUAUUCCAACAUGGGAUACCAGGUCACCUCAGCCAGCUGAUAUUGAGGCUGCUGUGAAAUGGGCUUGUCGAAAAAGAGCUCAGAAGGUUCCGGUGUUUGUUCAUUGUGCAUAUGGUCACGGACGAAGUGUUGCAGUGAUGUGUGCGCUAUUGGUAGCUCUGGGUGUUGCAGACGAUUGGAAAAAUGCAGAAAAGUUGAUCAAGGAAAAGAGGCCUUAUAUUAGGAUGAAUGCCCUCCACCGCAAAGCUUUAGAAGAAUGGUCAAAGGAUAGGCUCUCCUUUCAGCCAAAAACAUGAAUUUGGCAUUAGUUCUGCAAUCCUUUCAAGUCUGUGCUGAACACUCCGAAGUCCGAAUAGUGCAGCUGGGCACUUAUCAGUUAUCAUGCUUGUACUUUGAAUCAAACAUUUUCAGUCUGUACACAUUAUUGCACAUUUCAAUUAACAGAUGUUUGAAGUGAUUUUGGUAGAUUAUGAAAUUGUGUGGAAACUACAAGUUGAGCUAUUUUAAAAUUGUCAGUUAUUUUCACAAGA